ACUAUUUUUGGUAACUGUCGGUUGAUUUGUUUUCACAUCUAUUGAGAUUAACAGCUUCUUAAAAUAGAGCAUAGAGCUGGCUGAUCACACUUCAAAAAUAAAAAUAACAACUAUAUAUAAACUAUUACCCAAUGUGAACACAAAUAUUUAACCAUUCCAAUUUCUAAGAAAAAUAGUAAGCCAAAAAAAAACUCAAAGGUGUGGUGGGAAAGGAAAAGCCAAAGAAAACAAAUGUAAAUUAGUUGAUUAAAAUCUUUUUUUUCUCGAAUAGCAAGACAAAACCAUUCAACAAAAACGCUGCCGUAUCUUAGUGGACGUCUCCGUCGUAAAUGGCCAUGGGGGAGCCAAAGCCAAGGGUAAGCGGUGCUUCUUCCUCCACGGACUCAUAUUCAACCCCUUCAGCGUCUCCGACACCAACUCCAGCUCCACGUCAGCCCGUCACGUUACUCGAACCAUCUCACCAACACAAGAAAAAAGGCAAGAAAGUCUUCCGCGUCUUCCGCUCCGUGUUCCGUUCUUUUCCCAUCAUCACACCGGCGGCUUGUAAAAUCCCGGUCCUUCCGGGAGGUAGCUUACCCGACCAGCAUCGAAGUGGGUCAAGCGGGUCAAGAGUCUCCGGGACCUUGUUCGGAUACCGUAAAGGCCGUGUAAGCCUCUCAAUUCAAGAAAACUCUAAAUGUUUUCCAUCUCUCGUCGUCGAGCUAGCGAUGCAAACAAUGGUGCUACAAAAGGAAUUGAGCGGAGGAAUGGUUAGGAUCGCUUUAGAGACGGAGAAACGUGCGGACAAAGAGAAGGUUAAGAUAAUGGACGAGCCGUUAUGGACAAUGUAUUGUAACGGUAAGAAAACGGGGUACGGUGUGAAACGUGACGCGACGGAGGAAGAUCUUAACGUGAUGGAGUUGUUAAGACCGGUUUCGAUGGGUGCUGGUGUUUUGCCUGGGAACUCGGAGGCUGAAGGACCUGACUCGGAGAUGGCUUACAUGAGGGCUUACUUUGAGCGUGUCGUUGGGUCUAAAGAUUCAGAGACGUUUUAUAUGUUGAGUCCCGAAGGGAAUAAUGGACCAGAGCUUAGUAUCUUCUUCGUGAGAGUUUGAUUUGAUGUAAUGGUCGGAGACAAAUAUAUGGGUACGUUCUUGAUUGUAUAUGGAUGGAGAAGGUGGCCGGAACGAAGAUAGAUCUCGGUUUGUGGAUUGAAAUGUGAUUAUCUAAUCAUGUUGAUAUGUCUAUGGGUGCAUAUGGGACGUAUUCUUUAGGAAUGUGAUGUAUUCUUUAGGAUGAUUUAUAUGAAACUAUUUCAGGUUAAUAACAUGCACAUUUAUUCAGGUCUAUUUUUUAUUUUAUUUUCAAAAAUUGACAAGGUUUAGUCACAUAAGCUGACAGUAGACUUGGCUCAGGCAGACGUCAAAGAAUGGAAACAGCAACAAUAAAGCAAAUACGGUCAACAGGAGUAAUCUUUUUGCAAAUCAUCGAGUCCGUUGGAAUCGACCUCGGCCAGGCCAUUUAAACUCCAAUUACGAUGCAGGUUAAGAUUCAACAACGAAUAAGGUUUUUGGUGGAUGGACUAUUCGGGAUCAUCAUGGUGUAUAAAACUUUCAAUUGGUCCGUCCAUUUGAGCUGUCCACACAGACUAUUACCUUUUAGGUUACAAUUAGUCGGUACGUAAUAGACAUCGGUCCAAAAAAUGUCUGAAUUCCAAAUAGACACUAUAGGCAGGUCAAUGGACGUCCAAUAGUAUCAAUACUUAUUUCUUAAUUAUUAUAGUUUUGUGCUGAGAUAAUUAUGUUUUCCAGUGAAACUGUAAAAUUAUAUGUUCUCUCAAAAAAAACAUAAAAUUAUAUUUUCUUGCCAAAACAGUAAUAUUAAGGAAUCUUAUUAUUUUUCGUUUUUCUGUAACUCG
Molecule: messenger RNA, 1897 nt
Organism: Brassica napus (rape)
Lineage: Eukaryota; Viridiplantae; Streptophyta; Magnoliopsida; Brassicales; Brassicaceae
Product: protein MIZU-KUSSEI 1-like
Exons: 1
Coding region: 330-1094 (254 amino acids)
Biological process (GO): hydrotropism
Source: RefSeq, a predicted model, not a curated record